AUGAAUAAUGAACUUCUGCAAUUUUAGUUGAUUUUAUUAUCUUCAUCUGUGAUCACUUUAUUUUAUAUUUAUGACCGAGAAUUGAAUAAAUAGAAGAUUUAACUAUUGUUUUCUAUAUGUAACAUUAGCAUAUUUUUGAUUGAAAUAAGAAUGAUAGGAAAUUUGUAAUGUAAAUAUGUGUUACCAAAUAAUAAUAGAUUUAACAAUAGCAGCUGCAAUGUUUUUAAUAUUAAGAUAUUAUUGCAAAUAACCAACCUAAACCUAUAUUCCAUAGAUAAACAUAUUGAAUACAUAAGUUUAAGAACGUACAGGAAAAUUAGAUCAAGAAAUAGAAUAAUAACCUCAAUAUUUACCAGCUAUUCCAUCAAUUCAUGAAAGCAAUUCUAGUAUGACACCUAAAUAGAAUCGACUUUCUAAUGAGAAUAUUAAUGGACCCUAAAAUACUACGGAAAGAGGAUAGCAACAUAUUAAAUAGGAUUCUGGUAUGAGUUUCUUGGGAGAUAACAAAAGAUCAUCAUAUUCUAAAAACUAUAGCAAUGGUGGUAUACCUUAACGAUAGCAAAGCAAUUAACAGAUUUAAUGUAAAUAAAGUGUCUUUAUUUAUUAGCUAAUUUUAACGUUAUAAAGUUUCAAGAUGAUUGUGGAGAGAUCAAAUUUGGAUUACUUAAGACUUUGAAAUCAGUUAAUUAUGAUUAACUUGGAAAAGAGAUGGAAGUUAUAUACUAAAAUGACAAAACUAUAACAAAGUUAUUAUCAAACAUUGAUAAAAAAGGAGGACCUAAAAUUUAGAUUCUUUAUGAGAGUCAAUAACAAACAAAUUAAAUUAUUGAUGAUAAUUUAAGAGGAGCUAUUCAAUUGGAUUAUACUAAUAAUGAUUCAAUUAAAAUUGAUGAACCAAAAAAAGUUACAUGGAAGAAGAUUUUGUUAACUUUAUUUUUCUAAACUGUUUUAAUUUGUAAUUUAUACAUUAGUUAAUCAUGGUAUUUAGUAUAAGUUAUAUUAUUUGCAUUUAUUUGUUUAAGAUAAAUAUUAAUAUUGUCAAAGUUAAAAAUAAAUGAAUUAGAAAUUUCAUUAGAUUUAAGAUAAAUUUUAAUAUGGAAUUCCCUUGUGUUUUUACCUUUAAUUUCUUUAUUUAUGUUAAACUUUAUAAAAUAAAGUAUCGCUUUAAUAGUAAAUACAGUUGCAUAAGUUAUCUCACUUAUGAUCACACUUAAAUAUUACUAAGCAUGUUAUGAGUAAUUUGUAUCUUAUAUAUAUUAGGCAUAUUCAUAUAGUAUCUUUUUAUAUACUUUUAUUAGCCACUAUUCUUUGUUUUAUUUGA
Molecule: messenger RNA, 1321 nt
Organism: Paramecium primaurelia
Lineage: Eukaryota; Ciliophora; Oligohymenophorea; Peniculida; Parameciidae
Source: the annotation of a GenBank genome assembly